UUCAAGUGCAGUGUGUGUGGGAAAGCGUUUGCACAUUCAUCUUCUCUUGUAAGACACCAGAGAACACACACGGGAGAGAAAUCCUUCAAGUGCAGUGGGUGUGGGAAGGCAUUUUCACAUUCAUCUGCUCUUGAAAGACACCAGAGAACACACACGGGAGAGAAACCCUUCAAGUGCAGUGGGUGUGGGAAGGCAUUUUUACAUUCAUCUGCUCUUGAAAGACACCAGAGAACACACACGGGAGAGAAACCCUUCAAGUGCAGUGGGUGUGGGAAGGCAUUUUUACAUUCAUCUGCUCUUGAAAGACACCAGAGAACACACACGGGAGAG
This is a messenger RNA of Lethenteron reissneri (Far Eastern brook lamprey), 330 nucleotides long. Its product is annotated as zinc finger protein 41 homolog. The record is from RefSeq and is a predicted model, not a curated record. NCBI's taxonomy places the organism in Eukaryota, Metazoa, Chordata, Hyperoartia, Petromyzontiformes, Petromyzontidae. Gene Ontology annotation, cellular component: transcription regulator complex; PcG protein complex; chromatin. Gene Ontology annotation, molecular function: RNA polymerase II cis-regulatory region sequence-specific DNA binding; DNA-binding transcription factor activity, RNA polymerase II-specific. Gene Ontology annotation, biological process: regulation of transcription by RNA polymerase II.